Messenger RNA from Lodderomyces pseudojiufengensis, 1482 nucleotides. RefSeq names its product homoserine O-acetyltransferase (gene MET2). The record is from RefSeq and is a predicted model, not a curated record. NCBI's taxonomy places the organism in Eukaryota, Fungi, Ascomycota, Pichiomycetes, Serinales, Debaryomycetaceae. Gene Ontology annotation, biological process: L-homoserine metabolic process. Bases 1 to 1482 code for a protein of 493 amino acids. The transcript has a single exon. Gene Ontology annotation, molecular function: homoserine O-acetyltransferase activity.
AUGUCAAUAACUUAUAAAGAUAUAACAGAAGAACAAAAUCAAACAAAUCCUUUUUCAAAAUUAGUACCAGGACAAACCAUAGUUGAAAUUCCAGAAUAUACAUUAGAAUGUGGAGAAACAUUAUAUAAUUUCCCAGUUGCUUUUAAAACUUGGGGAAAAUUAAAUUCUCGUGGUGAUAAUACUUUAUUAAUAUGUCAUGCAUUAACUGGAUCAUCUGAUGUACAAGAUUGGUGGGGUCCAUUAUUAGGUGAUCAUAAAACUUUUGAUCCUUCAAGAUUUUUUAUAAUUUGUAUAAAUUUUUUAGGUUCACCUUAUGGAUCAUGUUCACCUGUAACAAUAGAUAAAUCAACAAAUAAACCUUAUGGACCAAAUUUUCCAUUAGUUACUGUAAAAGAUGAUUUAGGUAUUCAAAAAUUAAUAUUAGAUUAUUUAAAAGUAAAACAAAUUGCUUGUGUUAUUGGAGGAUCAAUGGGAGGAAUGUUAGCAAUGGAAUAUUCUUCAACUUAUAAUAAUACAAAUUAUUUAAAACUGGUUAUUGCAUUAGCUACUUCAGCAAGAGCAAGUGCUUGGUGUAUAUCAUGGAAUGAAACUCAAAGACAAUGUAUAUUUAGUGAUCCAUUUUAUAAUGAUGGAUAUUAUUAUGAAAAUAAAGAACAAAAUUUAAAACCUGAUUCUGGUUUAAGUGCUGCGAGAAUGGCAGCAUUAUUAACUUAUAGAUCAAGAAAUUCAUUUGAAACAAGAUUUGGUAGAAAUUUAGGUAAAAAAAAGAUCACCACAAACACAAAUACGUCAACAAACAAAUCAUCAACUACAACUCCCGAUGAAAUUGAAAAUGGUAUAAGAUAUCCAAAAACAAAAGAUGAAGAGAACUGGUUAUUACAUAAUGAAGGAUCAAAAUUAAAUAAUGGAUUUAAAAUAAAUCAAGAUUUAAAAUUACCAACUUAUUUUACUGCUCAAAGUUAUUUAAGAUAUCAAGGUUCAAAAUUUAUAAAAAGAUUUGAUGCAAAUUGUUAUAUUUCAAUAACAAGAAAAUUAGAUACUCAUGAUAUAACAAGAAAUAGAAUAGAGGAGAAUAAUAGUAAUAUUGAUGAUAAUGAAAAUCAAGAACCAGAUCUGGAUAAUAAUAUAGAUUCAGAUUCAGAUCCAUUACCUAAUUAUUUAAAACAAUUAAAAAAACCUCAUUUAAUAAUUGGAAUAAAAUCAGAUGGUUUAUUUACAUAUGGAGAACAAAAAUUAUUAGGAGAAAAUAUUCCAAAUUCAAAUUUAAAAAAAUUAGAUUCAAGUGAAGGUCAUGAUGCUUUUUUAUUAGAAUUUGAAUUAAUUAAUAAUUAUUGUUUAGAAUUUUUGAAAACUAACCUACCUGAAUUUUAUGAUGAUUCAAAUACUGAAAUUUUUAAAGAUUGGCAAAAAUAUGUUAAAGAUGUUGAUAAUAAUGGUGAAUCUGUUUUUGGAGAAGUUGAAAAAAAUAUAACAAAUUGGUAA